Amorphotheca resinae ATCC 22711 is the source of this 216-nucleotide messenger RNA. RefSeq lists its product as hypothetical. NCBI's taxonomy places the organism in Eukaryota, Fungi, Ascomycota, Leotiomycetes, Helotiales, Amorphothecaceae. The transcript has 2 exons. The record is from RefSeq and is a predicted model, not a curated record. The annotation marks the transcript as partial. Gene Ontology annotation, cellular component: proteasome regulatory particle, lid subcomplex; proteasome complex. Gene Ontology annotation, biological process: mRNA export from nucleus; double-strand break repair via homologous recombination; proteasome assembly.
AUGUCUGCAGCUCCAGCAUCGGGCGCCGUGCCAACUGCCAAAGCUACCUCUGCGUCAGACAGGAGUGCUGACCCAUCCAAAGAUGUGAAGCCGGCCGCUGCAUUGGAGGAGGAUGACGAGUUUGAGGAUUUCCCCGUGGAGAACUGGACACAGGAAGACACCGAGGUACCGGGGGACAACACCCAUCUGUGGGAGGAGAGCUGGGAUGAUGAUGAU